UUAUCGUGUUCUCUCAGCUGACAACUUUAUAAUUUUCCGUCUUUCUGUUUUUAUUAUCGUCUUUUGUUAUGAAAAACUUGGUACUGCACUACUAUUUUUGUUUGCAAGUUGGAACACUUUCUUUGAGCACCAUUAAUUGUUUUUCCUUACGAAAAUGAUCUUUGCUUCUUUUCCAUUUCUUGAUACUUUUGCUUCCACCGGGUGCUUCUUUCUGGCCUUUUUUUCCUUCAUUUUCUGCAAUAAAAAUUGUAAUUGUAAUUGUAUUUUUACAAGACAAAUGUUUCGCGGUAGACAGUUGAUUGGCACUGGCAGUGAUUCUGGGGUUUGAGGGCUGCAUUCUUGGAUUUUUAUGUUAUAUAAAAUGUGUACACAAAAGGGUGAUUCUAUGAUAAAAGACAUCCUCAAGAGUCUCUGUUGCAGUAAUGGAUGGUCUUAUGGAAUUUUCUGGGGUUUUGAUCACAGAAAUUCCUUAUUCUUGACAUUACAAGAUGCCUACUAUGAAGAACAAAUGGGAGCUGCAAUUGAUGAUAUGCUUCUGCAAGUUCACGUGGUCGGGGGAGGGGUAAUUGGACAAUAUGCAUUAACUAAAAACCAUCAAUGGAUGUUCCCGGAUUCCUGUCAUCAAUGGAAAAAUUCUUUGGAAUCAGUUGGGAGUAGUCAGGUUUGCCAGAAUAAUUCUGAGUUCUAUUGCCAGUUUGCUACUGAGAUAAAGACGAUUGCAGUAAUAUCAGUAGAACCAUUUGGUGUGGUGCAAUUUGGGUCCAAUCGGAAGAUUCCAGAAACAAAGGAAUUUGUCGAUCAAGUAAAAGAAUCUUUUAGAGGAAUGGAUAAAGGUCAAAGAUCCAUUAUAUCGGAAAAUGAAACUUCAUCUUCAGAUAGCAAGAUUUUUGAUACAAGUAGGCCGUUCACUUCGUUGGCAUCAAAUGGGAGUUCUUCUAUUCACGAUAUUCAAUGUGGUUCAGAAUAUGCAAAUUUGGAAGAUGCAAGUCAUCCGUCAGUAAUUCUCCCGCAUUCCUAUCCUUUUGCUUCAGACCACCAGUUCGUGAAUACCAUUGAUUCUACAUAUUCUCUUUCCCAGGAUGAGAUUCAAUUGCAGCAGUUGCUUCUAGAGUCUGCUACUUGGUUUGAUUUCUCCACUGAAGCACCUAGCAGUUUAAGAAGGGAUUCUGUGUUAACUUCAUCUUGGCAUGAUUUGCCAUGUGAACUGAGGAACAACACGUUUUUCACAAAAACAAGCAGUUCUGUUUCAUUGCACUCUCAACCAUUCUCUGAAGAUUUGUCGAAUAAUCAAAAUUCUACAAUGUUACUCUAUUCAAUUGAUGGUAAAGGUCAGAGAUCAUCUAAUUUAUCCACAUUUGAGGGUAAUGAUUCUGCAAUGGCCGUCUCUAAAACGUCCCCUGUGGAUCACCUUUCUCAGUGGUUUUCUCCUCUGCCAGACCAAAUCAUUACUUCAUCAGCUAUGAUACUCUGUAAUAGCCUAUCACAUGCCCCAGGAUUGGUCCCAGUAGCCAAUUUGUAUGGACACAACUCUACAAACAUUUCAGGAAAUUGUCUGUCCAAUUCAUUACAAAGUUCAAUCAGUAAUGCAUUUUAUUGUAAAGGAAAAACGAAAUGUAAUGAAAUGUCUGGCAUUGACGAGCUGUUUUACAGUUUUAAAGAGGAUCUUGUGUGUAAAAGACCAGAAGAUUCUAAUGAAGACCCGAAGCCAGUUGUGAUUAGUGAUAACUCGAAAUGCAUCUCAGAUAAAUAUACUGGAUCGAAAGUUGAGACAAAUAACAACUUGUUCUCUAAAUUAGGACUUAACCAUCAUCUUUUUGACGGCGUCACUAGUUGCUCUUCAUCAGUUUCCGUAUCGGAAUUUAAAGAUCAAGUAUCAUCCAGUGCUAAAAGAAGAAAAAUUGAGAAUUACUUGCAGAAACAGCACCAAGUGAAAUUUCAAGGUUUUCCUAGCUUUGAUGGGAAAAUGGAACCUCUUAAACCUGUAAAUAAUCCCUGCAAAAUAAUUAUCCUUGAACCUAAUAAUGGAACCUCCACAAAAGAAGCUGGUUCGUUGAUUGGUGAUAGCUCUUGCAUGAAUACUGGAAACUCUUGUUCAGCAAUGAGGAAUGAAAAAAUACAUGCUGUGAAGAAGAAGGCCAAACCAGGAACUCGUCCCAGGCCAAAAGAUCGUCAACAGAUCCAAGAUCGUUUUGCAGAAUUGAGGGAACUCAUUCCCAAUGGUGACAAGAUGAGCAUUGAUCGUUUGUUGGAACAAACUAUUGGGCUCCUGAAUUUCAUGCAAAGUCUCACCAGACAAACUAUUAAACUUACUGAUAAGUUAAAGAAUGAUAACUCCAGCAGUAGUAGUGGUGGAGUUACGUGGGCAUGUGAAGUUGGUGAUCAGACUAUGGUUUGUCCUCUGGUAGUUGAGGACCUUAGCACCCCAGGCCAAAUGCUUAUAGAGAUCCUCUUUGAAGAACAGGGUUGCAUUUUGGAGAUUGCUAAAAUAAUUCGAGGUUUUGGCUUGAUCAUCUUGAAGGGAUCGAUGGAAAUUCGUGAAACUAAGAUAUGGGCACAUUUCAUAGUCGAGGCUGAGGGAAACCGGCAUGUCACACGACUUGAAAUAUUUCCAUCUCUUUUACCACUUUUGCAAAUAAUGAGCCCAAGUGAAGCAAAUGCAAGUGAUAAGUAUGAUAGGAUUACCAAGUCAGGGUCUUUUCCGUUGGAAAAACAUCAGCCUGUUGUUUCACUUCCUGUUAACUUGGCUGACACUUCCCAAUAUGCAAGCUAGCUAUGAAUGAGUGAAUUGACUGCAAUUAUUAUCACUUGAGAAGUUUGACUUUUCAAGUUCAAGAACAAAUUUUCAAUGGAAGAGGAUUUUGGCAACAAUGACCCUCUUUGCAAUUCCUAGUUGUUCACUCUCAGAUGACAACAAUUAUGAAUGAUAACCAGUCAAGGUUAAUGCAUAGUUUUUUUAACUAAUGCUUGAUCUAGAUGUUUUGAUGUAGGAUCAAUUAUUGUGGUAAGUAAAUUUUUGCUAUUGGCAUAAUUUGGUUUGGUUAUGUGGCUUUUGAGGAGCAGUAGUAAAACGAGAAAUCAAACAGAUUAGCCUUCUGAUUCGGGUAGUUCUUUCCUUUUAUGGCAAUUCUUGUUUUUUUGUGUAUUCAGUAGUGAAAAUUGUUCUGAAAUGCAUUUUUUGGUAUUCAUCG
Olea europaea var. sylvestris is the source of this 3188-nucleotide messenger RNA. RefSeq lists its product as uncharacterized. Gene Ontology annotation, molecular function: DNA-binding transcription factor activity; protein dimerization activity. Gene Ontology annotation, biological process: regulation of DNA-templated transcription. The coding region runs from base 350 to 2770 and encodes 806 amino acids. Lineage: Eukaryota; Viridiplantae; Streptophyta; Magnoliopsida; Lamiales; Oleaceae. The record is from RefSeq and is a predicted model, not a curated record. The transcript is spliced from 10 exons.